CCUUCCUCCUCCCGCAAUUGCAGCCUGCACACGUCUUCGGGGCGGGAGAGGCAGGGAAGGAAGAACCGCGCGAGGACAGAGGGAGCGAGCUGGAAAUACGAUCCCAGCAGCAACUUUUCCACCAGCAACAAGGCUGAGUGAGUGGAAGCGCCGCCGCCGCCGCCGCCGCCGAGACCCAUAGUUGGGGGGCAACCAGGAGGCAAGAAGAUGUGUCCGUGGCCCGCACUCCUCCGGCUGCUGCCCAUCAUCACCGUGGCACUGAGCGCCCUCCCGCAGCCCGGCUCCACCACCACCUCCCAGUUCAGCCCUGAGGCCUGGCUGCAGCAAUAUGGCUACCUGCCCCCCGGAGACCUCCGCACACACACCCAGCGCUCUCCUCAGUCGUUCUCAGCCGCCAUUGCUGCAAUGCAGAGGUUCUACGGGCUCCAGGUGACGGGCACAGCUGACGCUGAGACUCUGAAGGCCAUGAAGAAGCCCCGCUGUGGCGUCCCGGAUAAAUUCGGAGCAGAGAUCAAAGCCAAUGUACGCCGGAGACGCUACGCCAUCCAGGGGCUGAAGUGGCAACAGACUGACCUUAGCUUUUGCAUCCAGAACUAUACGCCCAAGGUGGGCGAGCACGCCACUUUCACUGCAAUCCGGCGUGCUUUCAGCGUGUGGCAGUCGGUAACACCACUGCGUUUCCGAGAGGUGCCCUACUCGGCUGUGCGUGAGGGCCGUGAACCCCAGGCUGACAUCAUGAUCUUCUUCGCCGAGGGUUUCCAUGGCGACAGCACACCCUUCGACGGCGAGGGAGGCUUUCUGGCCCAUGCCUAUUUCCCGGGCCCUCACAUUGGCGGUGACACUCACUUUGAUGCUGCUGAGCCCUGGACGUCACGCAAUGAUGACCUGAGUGGAAAUGACAUUUUCCUUGUGGCCGUGCAUGAACUCGGCCAUGCCCUGGGUCUGGAACACUCAAAUGACCCAUCCGCCAUCAUGGCACCUUUCUACCAGUGGAUGGACACAGAAAACUUUGAAUUGCCUGAGGAUGACCGGCGUGGCAUUCAGCAGCUGUAUGGGUCUCAAAGCGGCCACCCCAGUCAACCUUCGCAGAUCCCCCCCACAACCAGGAAACCCCACGUUCCUGAUCGGCCACCCCACAACCCACCAUACGGCCCCAACAUCUGUAAUGGUAGAUUUGACACCAUUGCUGUGCUAAGGGGCGAAAUGUUUGUCUUCAAGGACAAAUGGUUUUGGCGAGUCCGGAAUAAUCGUGUGAUGGAAGGCUACCCUCUCCCGAUUGGCCAGUUCUGGGUUGGCCUCCCUGCGACCAUUAAUACAGCCUAUGAGAGGAAAGAUGGGAAAUUUGUCUUCUUUAAAGGAGACAAGCACUGGGUCUUCAAUGAAGCCACUUUGGAACCGGGAUACCCCAAGCACAUAAAGGAACUGGGCAGAGGGCUUCCUACGGACCGGAUUGAUGCCGCACUUUUCUGGAUGCCGAGUGGAAAAACGUAUUUCUUCCGGGGAAAUAAAUAUUAUCGCUUCAGUGAGGAGACCCGAUCAGUCGACGCAGAUUACCCCAAGAACAUUGAUGUCUGGGGUGGGAUCCCUGAAUCACCUCGUGGGGCCUUUAUGGGCAGCGACGAGGCUUUCACCUAUUUUUACAAGGGGGACCGUUACUGGAAGUUCAACAACGAGAAGCUGAAGGUGGAGCCGGGAUACCCCAAGUCAGUACUUCGGGACUGGAUGGGAUGUAGUUCAGGUGGCCGCCAGGACGAGGGGGAAGAGGUGAUCAUCAUUGAGGUGGACAAUGCCGACGAAGGGGAGGUGAAUGCAGCCGCCGUGGUGCUGCCCAUCUUGCUGCUUCUCACGGUCAUUGCCUUGGGGGUCGCCCUGUUCUUCUUCAAACGCUACGGCACGCCCAAACGGUUGCUGUACUGCCAGCGCUCCCUGCUGGACAAGGUCUGACAGGGGCGGGUGCUCGACGUGGGCUGGGGGCGCAGGGCACUCCUCUCUCCCGCCGUUGGCCACAACCUCUCCUCCCUCCUCCUGCGCUCCUUUCUUGACCUCCCUUCUGGUUGCCAUGCUCUUUCGGUUGUGUCGGGCUGCCUUCCCUGCAGCCACGUUUCCUCUUUCUUUCCCCGCCUGCCUUCCUUUUGGCCCUGGCCUUGCUCCCGCCACGUUCCAUCCUCCUUUCUUCAAUGCGUCCUGCCCUCCACCUUCUGCUCCCCUUUCCCACCAUCUUUUCCUUCUGCAGCAGCUCACCUCCCCCUGCUCCCUCCUUCCCGACUUCACACCCUCCACUCUCUGCGUUUCCCCCGGUUUCCAAACAGAGAGUGUGCUGAGCGCACUCAUUCAUGCCACCCAAGGAGGCAAAAGCAGACCUCUCUCCGUGCCGAUUUUGGCUCAGCUGGCCCCACUGCAGCCUUCCCGCUGCAGGGCACCCCUUGACCUUGCGGGAAAAGGAGACUUCGUGUUGACCUGUCAGCUUGCAAAGUAGCAGGGUAAGCCAACACUGUGAACACCCACCUUGGCCCUGGCAGGAUCAGGGGUUAAAUUAUCGGGAUGAGAACCCUCUGUCUGAAACAUCAGUCACAAGAACUGCCCCUCCCCAACUAAAUAUUCUCUUUGUGCUCUUGUAUAUAUAUCUCCCGUUUCUCCGGGGACAAAUGGAUAUUACUGGUGAGCAUGAAAUUGGAAGCCCUUCAUUAGCUUGUUGAAGAAUGAGAGUGGGGCAGGGUAGGGCAGAUCUAAGAAGGUGUGGCUUCGGGUAAGGAUGCCUAUUGGGGGCCUGUGGGGGAGGAGUUACAUAUUUUUGCCUAGCAGUGGGCGGAGCUAUAUAGAUGAAAGAGGGAAACUGCAGCAUUCCAAUAGGGGCAGGGAUGUAGCUGUUAUAGCAUUCCAAAGGGAACAAUAUCAUUCUAAUGGGCAUGGCUUGAAAAAGGGAGGGAGGGGCCACGGCUGACCAAUAGAGGCGCUGAUGUAGAUUACCUGGUAGGGCAGGGGUGGCCAACCUGAUGCUCUCCGGCAGCUGGGAAUGAUGGGAGUUUUAUCCAACAGCAGCUGGGGAGCCUCAGGUUGGCCACUCCUACAAUAGGGAGUAGAAGGGAGGGCAGUUGGUGGAACACAAUGGGUGGAGCCUAAAAUGUGGGGGUGUGGCAUUACUGCCCCUUCCUCUUAAGGGUGGGAGGGACCUCUUAAAGGGCCAGCCCUGGUCUGGGGGCCAGGGGGAAAGCAGGGGUUCCUCCCAUGCUUGAAGGGGGAAAUGGGCCCUUGGUCCCCUGAAUGCAGUAGAGAAUGGGGCACAUUUGAGCACAGGAGAGAAGGGAGGAAGGAAGGAUAGUUGUCUUGGUCUGGAGGAGGAGAAGGUGGUAUAGAUGGUGGAAUGAGAUGAAAGCAGCAACAUAUUUUGGCAGCAUGGCUUGCAUAAAGUGCAAGCAUAUACCUGCAUAAAAGUUUACAAUGGUAACUUCUAAUCUGUUCUGGAUUUUCCAAACCAAAACCCCCCCAGCAAAUUGCCAAAACAUCAAAAAAGAAGAAUACAGAAGCCUUACACCAACAGUUGCCUCCAAUUGCCUUAUCCUUCUUUCUUAGGGAAAUUUGACUUUAAUGUUUUGUUUUUGGGGGAGUUGAAUAUGUAAUUUUUUAAUUAUUCUAUAGAAAAUAAAUGUCUUUUUAAAAAAUGGGAUAAAACUAGUGCAUUAACAGGGUGGGAAGAAAAUAGAACAGGGGUGGGAGGUGAGCCCCAAAAUCCUGCAGGUCGGGAAUGGGGGGUCUAAACUCUCCCUCCUGUUCAGACCAUUUUUAAUUGGGGUGGCGGGUCGAUGCUAGGGUUUUUUGUUUUCAAAUGGUCUCCAAACGGAAUUAAACUGUGUUUAACGAUACAUUUGUGUUUGUGGGUGGGUUUUAAUAUUGUUUGUUGUUCCACUUUAUUAUUAUUGUUAUUAUUAUUAUUAUUGUGCUAUUAAUAAUAAACACCCAUUCUUUGGCAGGGGGAUAUACACGUUGCUAGGAAGCCUGUAGGCUGUUCAAUUUUGUUAUUCCUUUAAUGUUUAGCAAUAAAAACCCCAUUUCUGGGUGGAAAUGGACUCAAAAUGCUGGGAGUUUUUAAAGUUUUUUUUUUUUAAGUUUCCCACACAAGUUGUUCAUUGCUAUUUUGUUAUUAAAAAGAAUCGAAAAAUAAUUUUUUUUAAAAAAACCCACAAUAAUAAAUGCUGGAAUUUCCCCCCCUUUUGAUAGUA
Messenger RNA from Hemicordylus capensis (graceful crag lizard), 4217 nucleotides. It is a transcript of the gene MMP14, whose product is annotated as matrix metallopeptidase 14. The transcript is spliced from 10 exons. Gene Ontology annotation, molecular function: zinc ion binding; metalloendopeptidase activity. NCBI's taxonomy places the organism in Eukaryota, Metazoa, Chordata, Lepidosauria, Squamata, Cordylidae. Gene Ontology annotation, cellular component: extracellular matrix. Gene Ontology annotation, biological process: extracellular matrix organization; collagen catabolic process; zymogen activation. The record is from RefSeq and is a predicted model, not a curated record. The coding region runs from base 208 to 1944 and encodes 578 amino acids.